GAAAAUUUGAUCUUUUGCUUUGGAAAAUGCUUUUUCAAUACUUCUUCUUUUCAUAUUGAAUUUUUCAUUAGACCGUUUACAUUGCCGUACUUUUGUAAGUAUAAACCAUCUUUUGAAAUGUUGUCUAGGUCCAUAGUUAAUCGUCGAUUAACUAGCUCUAGCAUUUUAAAGGCUAGACAAUUCCAUAAGUCUUACCGUGCUUUGGAUGCUGUUGUUGUCUCUGGUACCAAGUUGGCUGGAAGUAUAAGAAGCCAGAUUGCCGAAAAAGUUGUCAAUUAUAACAAACAACACUUCAGUGAUUUAAUCGAAAAAGAUUAUUCUUUUGAAAAUUUGAAAUUCAAACCUAAUUUAACCAUUAUCCAAGUUGGAUCAAGACCUGAUUCUUCUGCCUAUGUGAGAUCCAAGUUGAAGGCUGCUCAAUCUUCGAAUAUUAAAUCAAAGUUAUUGAAAUUCGAUGAUUCUAUCACUGAAGAAGAAUUACUUGAAGAAAUCGAAAAAUUGAAUAUGGAUCCUAAAGUUAAUGGUCUUUUAAUUCAAUUACCUUUACCAAAGCAUAUUGAUGAAACUUUAGUCACCAAUUCGGUUUCAACAGAGAAAGAUGUCGAUGGGUUCGAUCGUUAUAACGUUGGUGAAUUAGCCAAAAGAGGUGGUAAACCCUUAUUUAAACCUUGUACUCCUAAUGGUAUCAUUGAAUUGAUCAAACAAACUGGUAUUCAAUUACGUGGUAAAAAUGCAGUUGUCAUUGGUAGAUCCGAUAUUGUCGGUACCCCAGUUGCUGCUAUGUUAAGAAAUGAAGAUUGUACUGUUACUAUUUGUCACCGUUAUACUUAUGAUUUACCAUAUGUUUUAAGUCAAGCUGAUGUUGUUGUUGCAGCAGUUGGUAUUCCAGAAUAUGUUAAAGCCGAUUGGAUUAAGGAAGACGCUGUCGUCAUUGACGUUGGUAUCAACUAUAAAGAAGACCCUUCUGCUAAAAAUGGUAGAAAACUAGUUGGUGAUGUAGACUAUACUCCCGUUGCUGAAAAAGCUGGUUUUAUCACUCCUGUUCCUGGUGGGGUUGGUCCAAUGACCGUAGCAAUGUUAUGCUCUAAUGUUUAUGAUGCUGCUGUUUUACAAGCCAGUAAAGCUCAUGAACACGCUUUCAAACCUUUACCUUUGGAAUUGAAAGAUCCUGUUCCUUCAGAUAUCGCAAUUUCUAGAGCCCAAAAACCAAAGAAAAUCACUAAAAUUGCUCAAGAAUUAGGUUUAAUCGAAAAUGAGUUAGAACCUUAUGGUCAUUAUAAAGCAAAAGUUGAUCCAAAAGCUGUUAUUGAUCGUUUAGAUGAACAAGUUGAAGGUUCUACCCAUGAAAAAGGUAAUUACAUUUUAGUUGCUGGUAUUACUCCAACUCCUUUAGGUGAAGGUAAAUCUACCACCACUAUGGGUUUAACUCAAGCUUUAGGUGCUCAUUUAGGUUACAACUCAAUUGCUAAUGUUAGACAACCCUCUAUGGGUCCAACCUUUGGUGUUAAAGGUGGUGCCGCAGGUGGUGGUUACGCUCAAGUAAUACCUAUGGAUGAAUUUAAUAUGCAUCUUACUGGUGACAUUCACGCUAUUUCUGCAGCUCAAAACUUAUUAUGUGCUGCUGUCGAUACAAGAAUGUUCCACGAAAAUACUUCUAAAACUAUUAAAGGUUUCUAUAAGAGAUUAGUUCCAGCUAAAAAAGGUGAAAGAUCUUUCACUCCUUCUAUGUUGGCCAGAUUGAAUAACUUAGGUAUUAAUAAAACUAAUCCAGAUGACUUGACUGAUGAGGAAAUUGUCAAAUUUGCCAAGUUGAACAUCGAUCCAGAAUCCAUCACCAUCAAGAGGGUCGUUGACUGUAACGAUAGAUUUGUUCGUGAAAUAACUCUCGGUCAAGGUAAGAAUGAAGCUUCUAAAUAUCCUCCACGUAAAUCUGGUAUGGAUAUCACUGUUGCUUCUGAAUUGAUGGCCAUUUUAGCAUUAUCAACCUCUUUGAAAGAUUUAAGAGAACGUGUUGGUAAACUUGUGGUUGGUACCCAAUUAGAAAGUGGUGAUGCAAUCACCGCUGAAGAUAUUGGUUGUGCUGGCGCCAUCACUGCUUUAUUAAAAGAUGCGGUUAAACCAAAUUUGAUGCAAACCUUAGAAGGUACUCCAGUUUUUGUUCAUGCUGGUCCAUUUGCCAAUAUUUCUAUUGGUGCUUCUUCAGUUAUCGCUGAUAAGUUAGCUUUGAAAUUGACUUCUCCAUCUAAUCCUAUCAAUAAUCAUAAAAAAGGUUUUGUCGUCACUGAAGCUGGUUUUGAUUUCACCAUGGGUGGUGAAAGAUUUUUCAAUAUCAAAUGUAGAGCUUCUGGUUAUAAACCUGAUACUGUUGUUUUAGUUGCUACCUCUCGUGCAUUGAAAUUACAUGGUGGUGCUCCAGAUGUUAAACCAGGUCAAGCCUUACCAAAUGAAUACACUAGUGAAAACUUGGAGUUUUUACAAAAGGGUUGUGCCAACUUAGCUAAACAAAUCGAAAAUGUCAAACAAUACGAUGUCCCGGUUGUUGUCGCCAUAAAUGCAUUCUCUACAGAUACUGAAAAUGAAAUAAAGCUCAUUCAAGAAGAAGCCCUUAAAGCUGGUGCUGAUUUUGCUGUUCCUUCUAACCAUUGGGCUGAAGGUGGUAAAGGUGCUUUACAAUUAGCCGAUGCUGUUGUUGAAGCUGUUAAGGUUGCUAAAUCUAAUGAACAAAAAUUUUUGUAUGAUGUUAAUGAUACUGUCGAAAAUAAAUUAUUGACUAUUGCAUCUAAAAUGUACGGUGCAUCUGCUAUUGAAUUAUCUCCAUUAGCUAAACAACAAAUCGAAACUUACACUAAACAAGGUUAUGACAAAUUACCCAUCUGCAUUGCUAAAACUCAAUACUCUUUGUCUCAUGAUCCUGCCUUAAAAGGUGUUCCAACUGGAUUCACUGUUCCUAUCAGAGAAGUCAGAUGUUCUGCCGGUGCUGGUUAUUUAUAUGCUUUAGCAGCUGAAAUCAUGACUAUUCCCGGUUUACCAACUCACGCUGGUUUCAUGAAUGUUGAAGUCAACGAUGACGGUGAAAUUGAAGGCUUAUUCUAAUCAAAAUUUUUGCAUAAACAUUUUUGAAUUAUUUCUCUACAACACUUAUAGAUCUCUAUUUUUAUCAUUUCUCUUAAAUAUUACCUUAUGUAUACUACAAUAUAGACUUGGAAGAAACAA
Molecule: messenger RNA, 3213 nt
Organism: Hyphopichia burtonii NRRL Y-1933
Lineage: Eukaryota; Fungi; Ascomycota; Pichiomycetes; Serinales; Debaryomycetaceae
Gene: MIS12
Product: Mis12p
Exons: 1
Coding region: 118-3093 (991 amino acids)
Biological process (GO): tetrahydrofolate interconversion
Cellular component (GO): cytosol
Molecular function (GO): ATP binding; methylenetetrahydrofolate dehydrogenase (NADP+) activity; methenyltetrahydrofolate cyclohydrolase activity
Source: RefSeq, a predicted model, not a curated record